Messenger RNA from Ruditapes philippinarum (Manila clam), 2400 nucleotides. RefSeq lists its product as uncharacterized. The transcript is spliced from 6 exons. The coding region runs from base 910 to 1752 and encodes 280 amino acids. The record is from RefSeq and is a predicted model, not a curated record. NCBI's taxonomy places the organism in Eukaryota, Metazoa, Mollusca, Bivalvia, Venerida, Veneridae.
UUGUUUGCAAUAAUUGAUAUCGAUAUCUUUAUUUUGACCUUUAAAUGAGUGAUUUCGUUCCCAUUUUGAGAUUCGUAACUUUUUUUCUCCAUUCUAAAUCGUGCUUACAAACGUAUUUUAUUCAACAUCCAUCUGCACGGUAUGGCUACUUCAUAAAGAGCAUGCUUCUACCAUCAGUCAGCUUAUUGACAAAAUAAGAAUUUCCGCAUCAACAUAGAUAAUAGAUAUAUAAACAUCAAAUAAAAAAGACUAUUUUAUAAAACAAAACUGAUCAGUUUUGAAUAACAGUUGCAAUUUUGAUUGUAAAUUUCAAUACUUUAUACCUUAUUAUUUGCAUUUAAAAUGAAGCAAUUUCAACAGAAUUCAUUCAUAUUUCAUUAUAACAUAAGCUUAUUAUGUCAACUUGCAUUUAGUGGUCAUCUGAUUAUAACGGUUAUUUUAGCUCAAUCAACUUGCUGACAACUAAAGGCAGGUGAGAAUAUACAAUCAAAAUGUGUUAUACAUGUUGUAUUUGAUUGAUUUUUAAAAAUGUAUUCAAUAAAGGGUAUUUUUUUUUCUUUAAGCAUAUUAAAUGUUUCUAGUGCAAAUGAUAAAAAAACAAUAAACUAAUUUAAAAAAAAGAUCGGAUAAGAUAAAGUGAAAGAAGCUCGUAAAAAGUAAAUGUAAGUUAAAGGAUCAUUGUUAGAAUAGACAAAUAUUCUCUCUUUUUAAAAGCUUGUACAUUGAUGAAUUUUAUUUCUUUGACGCUUAUUUUUGUUUUUCGUAUUCCUGUUUUCAGAUAUACGAGUAUCUGGAUUAGAUUAUUCAAAUGGCAGAAAAUGUUUAGCUUUUGAUAAAAAUCAAGGAGCUUCUUGGCAAACGUGUGAGCUACCAAAUAAGGGUAUCUGCAAAACGAAAAAUGAACAAUUCAUGAAGGUUACCAGAGGAGGACAACAAUGGCAUCUUUCAUGGGCUGAAUACAUUGAACAGUGUUUUAUUUCCAAAUGUAACCCCAUCACAAACGAAGAUGUGAUUAACAAACCCAACCAGCUUUACGAUCUUGCAGAGAGCUCAACUUGGACACGUCUUACACAGAGUAUUGAACUUUAUGAAUAUAAUGAGUUCAACAAUACUAUGAUACACAUAACAUAUGGCUAUAUUAAAAGACAAGGUGAACACAUUACUCUGAACUUUACCCAAGACGGUAGUUUAGCUAAACGAGCCCUUUUUGAAACAUCAACACCAUCUGCUUCUACCGUGAGUCCAGCUGAGACUAGAACUGAAGAGAGCAAUCCCAAAGAAGCUAAACAAAUAUAUCAAAAUGUUGGAGUGUCUGUGGGAAUUUCGGUUACUGUUAUAAGUGUCGUCGCAAGCAUUAUAAUCAUUGUGAUAUUAAAGAGACGGGGGAAAAUUCAAAUGAAGUGUUUGAGAAAAGCCGAAUCUAAAUGUUCUGCAUAUAUUUCCAAGGAAUUACAUCCCGACUUUAAAAAUGAUAAGUAUGCCUACGAAAUGUCUUUAUGUUCUCCUUAUGAUCAAAUUGAUGAUUUAGGACUACCAUCAGAACGUUGCUCUGAUAAUGAAGGAACUGAUAAUGUCAUAAGCGGACACACCUACCUUACCUUUGAAAAACAUACAUGGGAAUCAAAUACCGAUGAUAACAUUGGGAAAAACACGAAAACAGAAACAAGCAAUGUUUAUAACACACUGAACUCAAUUGGAAACAACAAUGGGAGCAAUGAAUCAGGAAAAACGAAAAACGUACGAAACUCCUGAGAAAGUAGCCAUGAAAUCGAAAGCUCAGCACGAUAAGAAUAUAUGUGACGAUGCGACAGAAAACACAUAUAAUCAUACGGGUAGUAGACCAGUUAAGACAGGCAAAACUGACAACGUAUAUGGUGUUCUUAACAAUGAUUAAGGUGAAUACGGUGAUGUUGAUACAAGAAAUGAAAAGUGCCAGUUUAAUGGAGGAGACACGUACAGUCAUAUCAUGAAGAAAUAUUGAACGAUUGUAGUGAAAUACUACGACUAAUUCAAACUUAAAGUCUGACAAAAUAACAUAUAAUAAUUGAGUAUCUAUUUUUUUCGAUAUACUUUUAAUGAUCAAAUGGUUUUUGAUUCAAUUAUAUUUAAUGGAUUGCAUAUUUUAUGUGUAAUACGAUUGUUGCGGUUUAUGCAUUUAUUUUGCUUAUACAUCAACUGGUACUUUUGAAGUAUUUCUACAGGCACCUAAUUUUCUUAAUAUAAAUGAUAUUUAUCAAAACAAAUUCAAUAUUCGGAUUAAAUCUUGUGUAUCGUAAAUAUAAUUAAUAGAUAUAUCUUUGAAAUGAGGUGGAUCCAUAUGACAUUGAAAAUAUCUAAUAUAAGGAAAAUAAUAGUGUAACAAAUGUUUCAAAUGUAGCAACGACCAUAACGAUUCUGCUA